CCCCCCGCAACCCAAGAACCCCAACACCAACACCAACCCUCCCCCGAACCCUCAAACCAAAGCAAAGAAACCCUCGAAGCCAAAACCGCAUUCACCGCGACGCUGCGCUCGGUGGGCGAAAACCACGAGACGCAGAUCCGCGACCGCGCGCGCACGCUACACGCCAACGCGUCCGCGCUCUCGCGACAGGAGACCGAGCUGCAGCGGACGACGGAGGCGCUGCGGAAGCAGAACGACGGGUGGGCGAAGGUGGCGGAUCAGGCGCGCGACGGGCUCAAGGAGAUCGGGGACGUGCAGAAUUGGGCGGAGUUGAUUGAGAGGGAUUUGUUGGUUGUGGAGGAGACGGUGAGGUUGGCGGAGGAGAAGGAGAAUGCGAUGCAGGAGGAGGGGAGGGAGGAUGAGGGGGGAGAGAGGGGAGGGAAUGGGGAUGCAGAUGGAGAUGGGAAGGAUGUGGAUGGUGGGAAGAAGGGGAAGGGGAAAGGGAAGGGGUGGUUGUGGUGGUGA
Molecule: messenger RNA, 504 nt
Organism: Aspergillus steynii IBT 23096
Lineage: Eukaryota; Fungi; Ascomycota; Eurotiomycetes; Eurotiales; Aspergillaceae
Exons: 1
Biological process (GO): endosomal transport
Cellular component (GO): BLOC-1 complex
Source: RefSeq, a predicted model, not a curated record